Molecule: messenger RNA, 1142 nt
Organism: Haliotis rufescens (red abalone)
Lineage: Eukaryota; Metazoa; Mollusca; Gastropoda; Lepetellida; Haliotidae
Exons: 1
Coding region: 1-1137 (378 amino acids)
Source: RefSeq, a predicted model, not a curated record
AUGACAUUUCCUGAAAUAAAUGCGGCUUUAAGAACAGAUAUCAAGUUUGAUGAAAUGAGGGAUGAAGAACACCAUGCACAUGGCAGGUCACCAUUCAGUCGAUUAUCUGUUGGAAUGGUUUCACAAUUUCCAAUCGAUUACAUGCAUUUAGUGUGCCUUGGUGUCAUGAAGAAGUUACUCAUGUUAUGGAUGAAAGGCCCGGUAUCUCUUGGUUGCAGGAUAGGAUCAACUGCAGUAAACAUGCUGUCUGAGAGACUAAUUGAAUAUAGCAGCUACAUUCCGCGGGAAUUUUGUAGAAAGGGGAGAUCAUUACAUGAAAUUGAUAGGUGGAAGGCAACAGAAUAUAGAUUGUUUUGUUUAUACACUGGUCCUGUAGCGUUAAGUGAAAUUUUAUCUCCUCAUGUUUACGCGAAUUUCUUACUUCUCUUUGUUGGAAUUACAUGUUUGGCAAGUCCUCAGCUCGUAAACAAUUUCUGUAGUUACGCGAACGAAAUUCUUUGUAUUUUUGUGCAAAAUUUUGCCCAGAUAUAUGGGAACGACAUGCUCGUAUACAAUGUACACGGGUUAGUACAUUUGUCUGAAGACGUCAAGAAAUUUGGUCCAUUAGAUAAUUACUCAGCUUUUGUAUUUGAAAACUACUUGGGAAAGUUGAAAAGAUUGCUACGUACACCAAACCGCCCCCUUCAACAAGUAAUAAGGAGAAUAUAUGAGCGGCAGUUUAUUAAGCGGAAUAAUGACUCUAUCAUCAAAACAAGAGAACCUAAAUAUGAACACACACAUGGGCCACUGCUUCGUGAUUUAGAUUCUGUUAAACAAUAUAAGGAGCUACAAAUGGAUGAUUUUCUGAUAUCAUGUUCCAGAGGAAAUAACUGUGUAAAAUUGGACAAUGAUGUGGUAAUCAUCAAGAAUAUUUUGUUACAUUCCAAUCAGGACAUUAGUAUAAUUUAUGAGAAAUUUAUGGACAAGAGUGAUUUUUUUACAUAUCCUAUUUCUUCAUCUAUCAUUGGAAUCCACAAAGUUUCACGAUUAACGAGACACAUUUUUGUCGGAAAAUUGACACUCAUCAAAUGCAAAUAUGUUCUUUUACCAAAACAUGAUUCAUUCAUAGCAAUACCCGUUAUGCACAGUGAGAAAUAAAUUAC